AUGAAGAUUCCGCAAGGUUUUUCUGACAAGGAAGAAACUAGAGUUUGUCGGUUAAAGAAGUCAUUAUACGGUUUGAAGCAAGCUUCUCGUACUUGGUACCAAAAGUUUACAGAUUCUUUGUUAAGGCUUGGUUUCAUACAAUCAAAGGCAGAUCACUCCCUUUUUACCUACAAAGAAGGUGAUAAAUUUGUUGCAAUUUUGAUAUAUGUUGAUGAUGUUAUUGUUACCGGAAAUUAUGUGGAUUUGGUCGAGAAAACCAAGGCAUAUCUACAUACAAAUUUUAGCAUCAAGAAUCUUGGUCCUUUGACGUAUUUCUUGGGGAUUGAAGUCGCCUACACGGAUGAUGGAGUUGUUCUUAGCCAACAUAAAUACUCCAUGGACAUUCUUUCUGAUUGUGGACAACUUGGAUGUCGACCCAGUGCUUUCCCUAUGGAGCAAAAUUUAAAGCUUGAUCAAUGUUCUGAAGGUCAUAAAGUUGAUGCAACCCUUUAUCGUCGUCUCAUUGGAAGACUACUCUAUCUUCAAGCCACGAGACCUGACAUUGCUUAUGCAGUAAAUAUUCUCAGUCAAUUUGUUUCUGAUCCUAGAGAAGAUCACAUGAAUGCAGCGAUUCGAGUGCUUCGGUAUAUAAAGGCUACUCUUGGACAAGGUAUAUUUAUACCGAAAAAUGGUGGUUUUGAUCUUGUUGCUUUUUGUGAUGCGGACUGGUUGGGAUGCCCUUACACUCGACGAUCCCGGACAGGUUAUUUGUUACUUUUAGGAGGCGCUCCUGUGUCUUGGAAAACUAAGAAGCAAUCCGUGGUCUCACGUUCUUCCGCAGAAGCGGAAUAUCGAGCUAUGGCCACCACAGUUAGUGAAGUUCUUUGGAUGAGGUGGCUGCUCAAAGAUUUUGAAAUUAAUUUAACCGAAGCUACUCCUCUUUAUUGUGACAACGAAGCCGCUCGACACAUUGCUAACAAUCCAGUUUUCCAUGAGCGAACCAAGCAUGUUGAGAUGGACUGUUUUUUGUACGAGAACGAGUUGAGUCUAAGGAAAUUUUACCAAUAUAUGUGGCGAGUAAACAACAGGUUGCAGAUUUGUUCACUAAGCCUUUGGGAACACAGGUGCUGCGUGAUCUACUUGACAAGCUGGGUAUUCGCAAUCUUCAUACUCCAGCUUGAGGGGGAGUAA
This is a messenger RNA of Erigeron canadensis, 1170 nucleotides long. RefSeq lists its product as uncharacterized. The transcript has a single exon. Lineage: Eukaryota; Viridiplantae; Streptophyta; Magnoliopsida; Asterales; Asteraceae. The record is from RefSeq and is a predicted model, not a curated record. Bases 1 to 1170 code for a protein of 389 amino acids.